This is a messenger RNA of Echinococcus granulosus, 2292 nucleotides long. Its product is annotated as Serine/threonine-protein kinase WNK1. The coding region runs from base 1 to 2292 and encodes 763 amino acids. Lineage: Eukaryota; Metazoa; Platyhelminthes; Cestoda; Cyclophyllidea; Taeniidae. The record is from RefSeq and is a predicted model, not a curated record. The transcript is spliced from 8 exons. Gene Ontology annotation, molecular function: protein serine/threonine kinase activity; ATP binding. Gene Ontology annotation, biological process: protein phosphorylation; intracellular signal transduction. Gene Ontology annotation, cellular component: cytoplasm.
AUGAGUACUGAGCGGGGUGAAGGCACGCAGCCCUCAGGAAUAUCAGUGAACUUGGCAGCGGAAGAACAUGUUGAUGAAAAGGUGGAUUCGCGUGUAAAUAAAAUUGCACCGCUGAAUCAGGCAACUGAUUCUGACUUGUCGGACAUCAACAAAUCUGGAGUUGUUGCUGACUCUGCUAAGAAGGUAGUGAUUGUUAAUUCCAAAGUGUCUAACAGCGAAAUUGAUGAACGUGAUUAUCCGACAACGCCUACUAGCACUGCGGUGACAGGCACUAACGAGGCGGAGUCUCGGGUUAAUGCCUCCACAACGACCGCAACAGUUUUACCGACUGCUCCUCUAGACGCGACGACAGCUGCGGCUCUCACCCUGAAAAUGAAAGAGGAGCGCAAGAAGGAACGAGAAAAAAAGAAAGAAGAAGAGCUCUUGAAAAAGUACAUAGCAGAACAAGAAGCUAAGCAAAAGAUAGGAGAAGGUGGAUACAAGUUCGUUUAUCGUGGAUAUGAUCGAGAAGAGGCGCGAACAGUUGCGUGGUGUGAGUUUAAGCAUGAGCACGUUGAUACUAAAGAAAAACGUCAAAUCAUGUUUCGUGAGACAGAAAUUAUGUUGAAGAUGAACCAUCCCCACAUUGUUCGGUGCUUUGAUGUAUUUCGUGAAUGGACAAACGAGGAGACGGCGGAGAACCCGCUGGAGGAGAAGGGGCUUGUAAUCAUACAGGAGUUAAUGUCUGAGGGCACUCUUAGACAAGUCAUCCGUAAAAACUAUCUUGAUGGGCAGUGCAUCUUGAAGUUUCAACUUCUAACACACUGGUGGCAUCAAAUUGUUGACGCCUUGAGAUAUAUGCAUCAUCGGCUGGAGACACCCAUUAUUCACCGAGACUUGAAAUCAGACAACUGCUUUCUUUAUGGUGACUCGGAUGAGGAAUAUCUGAACGUGAAAGUCGGCGAUUUUGGUCUUGCAACGCAAGUUGGUAGUAGUGGAAGAAAAACAAUGCUGGGUACUGUCGGUUUCAUGGCGCCGGAAAUUUUCGAUGAAAUGUACGAUGAAAAAGUAGAUAUUUAUGCCUUUGGGAUGCUAAUGCUUGAGGUGAUGACCAAUCGGACACCCUACGAUGAGUGUGCCACCCUCUUUGAUGCCGCAGCCAAAACGAUGUCUGGUCAUGGGCCAGAGAUUAUGCAGCUAAUUACCAAUUCGAAUCUCUCUGUCCUCAUAUCAGCCUGCAUUCAUCCUCUGGCUUGCUUCAGACCAACUGCCGAAGAGCUGUACUGUCAUCCCUUGUUCCAGACGAACGUGGUCAAAACUGCAGCCAAUUCGCUUCAGCCGAAAACGAUACCUGUUGAGGUGGAGCCAAAUUAUGAAACUGGGGCGGAUCGCAAGGAGGUUCUUGAGCGUUUUGUACGCUCCCUCGCGAAUCCAGAAACUCGAAACCCCAGAUUUAACCUACGUCUGCGGUUCCGUGACCGCAAAAUGCUUCAAGAACUGGGCUUAGAUGAGGGGGAGUCACUGGAAUUCGAUCUAGACAUCUACAAAGCUGAGGAUCAAGACAUUCCUGACCUCAUCACCAGCCUUCGUCGCGACUACGAGGACAAGUUGUCCCGAGCGUUCGCCAAUCCGAAGGUCCCUGACCGGAAAAUAGUGUCGAAUCAUUUGGACCGGCUCUUCAACAGCAUCCGAAUGCAGAUGCAGUUUUUAGUCAAGUGUCUCCUGGGAAAACGCUGGAAGGACAUUUUGGACUCGCUUGCAACCAAAGAAAAGCCGCCCAAGGAGAAGACAGUGACGCAAGAGGGCCAAGAGGGCAAGGCCGAAGGUGCCGCGACCGGCUCCGAGGAAGAACCCGAUAGUAACAUUGCUGGCUGCAGCAACUUUGAGAUAAUUGCAAAAUGCAAGUCAAAGUGGUUGAAGGCAAAGCGUAUGUUGGACCGUGAGGUUCAGGCCUACCGCAAGGCAGCUGCCCUCGCGGAGUCUGGUCGUGGCGCCCUCCAGAUUGGUGGGUCGACACAUAAACUGCAGCAGCAACAGCCACAACAGCAGCAGCAAACUCAACCACAACCCGGAAAUCCACUGGUCCCUCCUCAACCAACCGGGCCUACUUGCACUCCAUCCGCAGCUGGUCUCAGUGCUCCAGAGAGCGUGCCUCAUGGCAUCACUUCAACUCCUCCAAACCUUGUGGCAGAAGCGUCUGGCUGUGCAGAAGAUGCCCCUAUUGCUAUUCAAGCUCCUUCCACGUCAAGCUUGUUUUUCUCAACCUCUCAGCAGGCAGGUCCUGAUACUAUUGGAACGUUGUUUAAUUCAUGA